Molecule: messenger RNA, 179 nt
Organism: Ambispora gerdemannii
Lineage: Eukaryota; Fungi; Glomeromycota; Glomeromycetes; Archaeosporales; Ambisporaceae
Source: the annotation of a GenBank genome assembly
AUGAAUCUGGGACCUGGAGGAAAACAACCGAUAAUGCGAUCGACGACUUUUGUUGAUAUUAAUGGACAACAAAAAAUUCAGCAAAUGAUAUUCGAUGAAAAUCAUCUCGACUUCACUAUGCGAGGACAAUCAAAAGGGAUAAGGAGGAUAUUAAUGGAAAGAGAUCUUUGGAGAGAAGG